AUGCUCCGAAGAGCCCGAGAGGCCAGGGAAGCCCGUGACCGAGAAUUGGCUUUGAAUCCGGAGGACUCUACCAGUGGCAAGAAGUUCAAGCAGCUCUACAAGGUCGGAGACCAGCUUGGACGAGGUGCCUUCUCGGUGGUCAAAGAGGCUACCCAUAAACAAUCAGGCAAAUCCUUUGCCAUCAAGAUCGUCAACAAAUACCGCCUGUCAACGGAAGAUGCAGAUGCACUGCAGAUUGAGAUUGCCAUUCUGAGGGAUAGUCACCACAGUCACAUUGUAGAGCUCCACGACGUCUUCAAUGGCUCCGAGUAUUACUAUCUAGUCACGGAAAAGCUUACUGGAGGGUGCUUGUACAAUCACAUUGCCGCCAAGGGCCCUUACAGUGAAGAGGAUGCCAAGGUGGCGCUCAAGAACAUGUUUGGGGCACUGGUAUAUACCCACAAACAAAAUAUUGUGCACAGAGAUCUCAAGCUCGAGAACCUCUUAUUGUCGAAAAAAGAUAGUCACACGGACAUCAAAUUGAUCGACUUUGGCUUUGCCAAGAAGGCCCCACCCGGUGGGCUCAAGACAUUCAUUGGAACACCGGGGUAUGUCGCUCCCUGUAUAUUGGAAGGAACCGGAUACGGAACACAAGCCGACAACUGGUCCAUGGGUGUAAUUGUCUAUUGCAUGUUGGGAGGAUACCCACCCUUUCGUGAUCCCAACCGUGACAAACUGUUUCGCAAGAUCCGAAAGGGAUCCUAUGUGUACGACGAACGCAAGUGGAAGCAUAUCAGUCAGGAUGCCAAAGAUUUUAUCAAACGGCUCUUGAACACCAAACCCAAGGAAAGAUACACGGCCGAGCAAGCGCUGGAAGACCCGUGGAUGCAGGGUAGCAUUCCUUCGCUGGAAGAAUCCGACGACGGCAUGAGCGUGAGUUCGGGAGUUAUCAGUGAUAAUUCGGGAGACGUUUCUUUACCAGCACGUGAAUUGGUCCUAAAGGACGCCCAUUACGACGCGUAA
Molecule: messenger RNA, 1002 nt
Organism: Seminavis robusta
Lineage: Eukaryota; Bacillariophyta; Bacillariophyceae; Naviculales; Naviculaceae
Source: the annotation of a GenBank genome assembly